Messenger RNA from Periophthalmus magnuspinnatus, 2341 nucleotides. RefSeq names its product zinc finger, CCCH-type with G patch domain (gene zgpat). Bases 192 to 1706 code for a protein of 504 amino acids. The transcript is spliced from 7 exons. Lineage: Eukaryota; Metazoa; Chordata; Actinopteri; Gobiiformes; Gobiidae. Gene Ontology annotation, molecular function: DNA-binding transcription factor activity, RNA polymerase II-specific; metal ion binding; RNA polymerase II cis-regulatory region sequence-specific DNA binding. The record is from RefSeq and is a predicted model, not a curated record. Gene Ontology annotation, cellular component: nucleus. Gene Ontology annotation, biological process: negative regulation of DNA-templated transcription; regulation of transcription by RNA polymerase II.
AUAGCUAAAGCAACUUGACUUUCACCCGGUCAUCUUUUGAUUCUUCUGCUCAGUGGAUUUUUCAAAAGAUUGUUUUAUUCAAUCACAUUCAUAUCGUGGCUUAUUUCUAUUACACAUAACGAGAAGGUUUAAUAAGGUGUCCUAUGUCUUAACGCCGUGCUCCCCUGUCCUGUCCACCAGCAAAAUCCAGUAUGGAUGAGGAAUCCCUGGAGGCUGCUAUUGCCACCUACACUGGGCAGCUGCAGCAGGUAGAAGCGGCACUCCAGGCUGGCUUGGACCCCUCGCAGCAUCUUGAUCUACUCAAACUAAAGGAGGACUUGAGUCAACUCAUAGAACUUACAGAAUCCAGCCUUGUGUCCGUCAAAAAGAGCAAUCUAUUGGCCAGUUUAGAGGACACUGAUACACCACAGCCAAACUCACAAUCUGAGGAGAGCACAUCCUUUGAUGCUGAGUUUGCUGCAUUCUAUUCAGAAGUAGGAGAGACUUCAAGUAAUAAUAAUAAUGGAGAUAAUAAUGAGGGAUAUGAUGAGGAAGAAGAAGAGGAUCUGAGUGGUACAAAAGUAAGAGCUCCAUACAGGACGAGCUGGGGCACUCUGGAGUACCACAAUGCAAUGGUUGUGGGAGCAGAACCGCCUGAGGGAGAGGAGCCCUGUGUCAGAGUAUUCUACAUUUACCCCACACAGAAAUCUAUGAAACCCUGCCCAUUUUAUCUGGAGGAUAAGUGCCGAUUUCCAGACAAUUGCAGGUUUUCGCAUGGGCAUGUCGUGCUGGUGUCAGAGCUCAGGGACUUUGUGGAGAGUAACUUGAGUAAACUGGAAGAAGGCUCAUCUUGUUUGGCUCGGCAUGAAGAUGGCAUUUGGUACCCAGCCAAAAUCACAGAUAUCGAUAAUGGUUUCUACACUGUGAAGUUUGACUCUCUACUGCUGAAAGAUGCUGUGGUUGAGGCAGAUGGUCUUAUCCCCCCAAUGAGAGAGGAUGACCCUGUGACCUCUGAAUCUGAGGAUGAUGAUGAUGAGGAUGAUACAGCAUAUGCAAAAGUCCUGGAUUCUGCUGCAGACUCAACAGCGUUACUGAGCAGUUCUGAGUUUGCUGGCUGGGAGGCACACACCAAAGGCAUCGGCUCCAAACUCAUGCUCAAAAUGGGAUAUGAAUAUGGAAAAGGUUUGGGUAAGACACAAGAAGGCAGAGUGGAACCUGUCAUGGCCAUGGUCCUGCCCAAAGGCAAGUCUCUGGACAUGUGUGUGGAGCUGACGCAGAGACGAAGGCAGAGCAGGGCAGCUAAAGACGGCACGCUGAAGGGAAAGCCCAAGAAACGCAGGAAAUCCCGAGUCAACACUGGGGGGCGCCAAACUGUCUUCGACUUCCUCAAUCACAAACUGGGAGGGAAGAAUGCCCAUGCCACUAUAGCAGGAGAGGAAAACACACUGAGCGGAGUGGAGGCCUAUCGGGGCAACAGCAGCACCAAAAGGAGUCUGAACGUGCGACUGUUCCAGGCCUCAGAGAGAGUGGCUCAGACUGAGAGAGAGAUCAUGAAGAUCAGUGAGACUCUCAGCAGGCAAACAGGAAGGGAUGCUUCCAGAGUCAAACAGCUCGAGGAGAAGCUGACAGCAGCCCGCCGAGUCCUGGCCCAGCAAAAGGCCCAGGAGCAGUCCAUCCAGAAGGAGCACAAGAAGGCAGAUACGCACAAGAAAAUGACAGAGUUUUAAGCCACUGUUCUAGGCAUUUUAAGACACUGCUCAAACAUGAACUGAUUAAGAGCACCCUCUGCCAAUUAUUAUCUUUUGUUAUGGAUUUGACACUGGAGGUCAAAGAGAGCUUGACUCCUGUCUUAUAUUUUUCAAAGACUCUCCUUCAACUUGUUUUUUUUAUGUGUACUAUUAACAAAAUUAUAUUGAUAUGCUUUGUUUCACUUCUAAAUAUUGGUUAAUGAGUACAGCCUUUGUCUUUCUUAGCAUUUUUUUUAUUAUUAAGAUUCUUUACUCAUCUCACAGUACAGACAUUCAGUUGUUAAGGCAGCUUGUAAUAUGUAAGAAAACAACAGGUACAAGAAAAUACAGCAUUCAAUCACAAUCAAGAUGGGAAUUCAGUAGGAUUAAUAAGAUUAAUCGCCACUAUCAAUUAUAGAAGUAAUCAACUAAUAUAUAUGAAAAUGUUUAUGACAACCCAGUAAUGACAUCUAUAUGAAAUCAUGCAUUUACAGUGUAAAUUGUGUGUUUUAGUUGACCUUAAUCUAUUCCACCCACUUUUGUCUCUAAAUGUUCCAAACCAUGCUUUCUUUGUGGUGGCACAUUUAAAUAGACAAUUUGGAGAAGUUUUGCCAUUAAAAUAUGAUCUAAAGUAG